Messenger RNA from Daktulosphaira vitifoliae (grape phylloxera), 1609 nucleotides. RefSeq names its product rab-3A-interacting protein-like. NCBI's taxonomy places the organism in Eukaryota, Metazoa, Arthropoda, Insecta, Hemiptera, Phylloxeridae. Bases 202 to 1476 code for a protein of 424 amino acids. Gene Ontology annotation, molecular function: guanyl-nucleotide exchange factor activity. The record is from RefSeq and is a predicted model, not a curated record. Gene Ontology annotation, cellular component: Golgi to plasma membrane transport vesicle. Gene Ontology annotation, biological process: exocytosis. The transcript is spliced from 8 exons.
UUUUACAAAUUUAUUAUUGCUAUUAUUUGUCGUGUAAAUAAUUUAAAAAAGCGUUAUUUCAGUAUUUUUAAAAUUAGUUGUUUUAAUUAUAAUUAUUCAUAGCUGAAUUUCAUUUUAAAUUUGAACUCAGUCUAAUUAGGUUUGAAGUAUCAAAUAAUUUAUUUCCUUUUAUAUGGAACCAUAUAUUUAAAUGAAAUUGUGAUGAAUGCAUCAUCUGAAUCAAGCGUACUUGAUGAAUCUCUGAAUAGUCCUAAAAACAACUCACAAACAACCAAUGAUAAUGAGUUAAUAUUAUCACCAAAGAAACAUCUGGUUUGUUUUGCUUCUGUCAAAGGAGACUGCAUAGUCACAAAAAAUGGUACGUCAUAUGCAGGAAUUAAAGAAUGUUUGCUUAGUGAACGAAUGGUAGAUAAAAAAGUUCUCAUUGAUAAUAAACCCAUUGAAACAUCAGUUUUGGAUUCUGAUAUUGAUAGUGGAAUGGAAUCAUCUGCAUCAAGUUGGGAUAGAUCUGUUAAUGAAGUCAAAGAACAUGCAUUUGCACGACUUGAAGAAGAAUUAAGAAAAGCUAAUGAAACUCUUAAAUUGAGAGAUGAAGAAGUAUCACGUUUAAAUAGAAUACGCUCUGAUGUUGAAGCUGAGUUACAAGAACUAACUGCUAGUUUAUUUCAAGAAGCUCAUAGCAUGGUAAAAGAAGCAAAUUUACGACAAGCCGCUGCUACUAGAGCUUUAAAAGAAUCAUCAAUGAAAGUAGAUGUAUUGUCUGCUGAAGUAGCAGCAUUAAAAACUCUGGUUUUAACAUCAACUCCAAGCCAGCCAAAUUUAUCUAGAGAAGAUAGUGUUUCAUUACCAGGUGGAUUGAGUGGAGUUGGAUUAUUUUACCGAAAACAUAAAAGAUCUCCUUCUCACAAUAAUUUAAAAUAUGGACGUGAAAAUUCUCCCCCAGAUUCUCCCUUAAAAAAAAAUAACCAACAGCAGUUAGCUACUGAUUCUGUUAAUUCAAAAAUUGUUGAAUGUGGUGAAAUGGAUCCAAAUGUAUACCGAGAAUUUGUAAUAUGGAUGAAAUUGCCUACGUUAGAUAAAUCUGAUGCUUUUAUUAGUAGAAUAUACAAAGAGGACAUUGAUCAAUGUUUAGAAUUUAAUAAUUCUACAUUGGCAUUAGAGGUGAGACAAGCUGUAGAAUCUGGAAAUCUUUUCAUUGAAUCUAUGGAUAUAACUAAAACCCAUUUUCCUAAAAAAUGUGCCCUGAUGGAAUUACCAUUAAUGUGUUUGUAUAGAAUGAACUUAGGUGGAGCUGAUGAUGAUUGGUAUUCUAUAUCUCAAAUUUGUCGAAAUAGGAUAACUGCUGUAUGUGAUUUUCUCAAUUAUCUUAAGUACAUUCAGAGAGGUUUAGUAAAAAGCACAGAAAACGAUAUGUAUUGGGAAAUUGUCAAACUUCGAAAACAAAUGAUGCUUGCCAAACUUGGAUUAGCAACUUAACAUGUGCUGCUUAGCACAUGUUUCCUAAAAAUUUAACAUUUUUAAACCAAAGUCUUUAUUAUAUUAACUUAUAUUUGAAAAAAAUGAUCUAAUUUUUAUUUACUAUAUUUUUAAAUUUUUAAUUACUAUGUGA